Molecule: messenger RNA, 14068 nt
Organism: Coregonus sp. 'balchen'
Lineage: Eukaryota; Metazoa; Chordata; Actinopteri; Salmoniformes; Salmonidae
Source: the annotation of a GenBank genome assembly
AUGGCGACUCUGCUGUAUGCAGCGUUUGUGUUCCUCCUGUUAUUUCAAAGCGGCGUUUGGGGCUUUCCCGUCCGUCAAACACCCCAAGAAAGUCCUACAUGUGGAUACAAGGUACGUUUAUAGUUCCAAUCCCUAUUGUGGUGAAUAAUAACGCAGCUGACCGUGAUAGAAAAAGCGAAAAGAAACACUGAAACCUUGUUUUGGUAUAGCAGCUUUGAUUAAACUUCUUCAUGUUUUCCUGGUUUAGCCGAUCAAAUACUUCCAUUUCAAACACUUUCAUUUUCGUGUAGAGAACACAGUAGCAGACGUUGUAUUCCUGGCCCAACAGAUUUUUACUUCCACGUGAAACGUGAAUGCAAUCUACAAAUCCCAUUCUAGAUAGUCAGUCUUGCACUAAUAUCAUUGGUGGUUGAAUAAUUUUUUUUAUAGCUAAGUAGCCUCUGACAUGCCUCUCUCCUUCCCAUAAACAUAGCCCACCAGCUAAAAUCACUAAUCAUUGUGUGUCUGUGUGCUACACAUCCAAGUCAUGUCAUGCGACCAAGCCUGGGAUGUUGAACGUCCACCUGGUCCCCCACACCCACGACGACGUCGGCUGGCUCAAGACCGUGGACCAAUACUUUUAUGGAGGUCUGUAUCUCUCGCUCUCACACACAGUCUUGUUUUACUAACCUUGUGGGGUUACGCAAUUGAUUCCCAUUCAAAAUCCUAUUUUCCCUAACCCCAAAACCUACCUCCUAACCUUUAACCUUAAUUCGAAACCCUAAACCCCCUAGAAAUAGCCUUUUUCCUUGUGGGGACUGGCAAAAUGUCCCCAGUUGGUAGAAUUUUUGUUAGUUUACUAUUCUUAUGGGUGCGUCUGGUUAAACAUGUCUGGUUAUAUUCUGGUAUAGUCCACACACAGUAAGUAACACCAGCUGCCCAUUGUAUCUUCUCAUUCACUGUGGUCUAACAAACCCAGUCCCCCCCUAUCAGAUCCAGUCCCCCCCUAUCAGAUCCAGUCCCCCCCCUAUCAGAUCCAUUUCCCUCCAUUAUCAGAUCCAGUCCCCCCCUAUCAGAUCCAGCCCCCCCAUCAGAUCCAGUCCCCCCCCCUAUCAGAUCCAGUCCCCCCCAUCAGACCCAGUCCCCCCCCUAUCAGAUCCAGUCCCCCCCUAUCAGAUCCAGUCCCCCCCAUCAGAUCCCAGUCCCCCCCUAUCAGAUCACGUCCCCCCUAAUCAGAUCCAGUCCCUCCCCCAUCAGAUCCAGUCCCCCCCCUAUAGAUCCAGUCCCCCCCCUAUCAGAUCCAGUCCCCCCUAUCAGAUCCAGUCCCCCCCUAUCAGAUCCAGUCCCCCCCUAUCAGAUCCAGUCCCCCCCUAUCAGAUCCAGUCCCCCCCUAUCAGAUCCAGUCCCCCCCUAUCAGAUCCAGUCCCCCCCUAUCAGAUCCUCCCCCUAUCAGAUCCAGUCCCCCCUAUCAGAUCCAGUCCCCCCCCUAUCAGAUCCAGUCCCCCCCUAUCAGAUCCAGUCCCCCCUAUCAGAUCCAGUCCCCCCCUAUCAGAUCCAGUCCCCCCCUAUCAGAUCCAGCCCCCCCUAUCAGAUCCAGUCCCCCCCAUCAGAUCCAGUCCCCCCCAUCAGAUCCAGUCCCCCCCUAUCAGAUCCAGUCCCCCCCUAUCAGAUCCAGCCCCCCCCUAUCAAUCCAGCCCCCCCUAUCAGAUCCAGCCCCCCCCUAUCAGAUCCAGUCCCCCCCCAUCAGAUCCAGUCCCCCCUAUCAGAUCCAGUCCCCCCCUAUCAGAUCCAGUCCCCCCCUAUCAGAUCCAGUCCCCCCCUAUCAGAUCCAGUCCCCCCCUAUCAGAUCCAGUCCCCCCCCUAUCAGAUCCAGUCCCCCCCUAUCAGAUCCAGCCCCCCCUAUCAGAUCCAGUCCCCCCCUAUCAGAUCCAGUCCCCUCCUAUCAGAUCCAGUUUCCCCUGGCACAACUGUGGUUUUCUAACAAACUUCUCAUAAGUGAAAUGAAUCAUCUAUCAUGUGGCUCACAUCUACACACACAAACACACUCAUAAACAGGGAUGGCAUAGGUCAAGGUGGUGGAGUUAACAGUUAAACUGACCCAUUGUUAAAAACAUAGUCGUUAGGCUUUUAUUAUAUUUUAUUAUAGGCAUACAUAACACCUACAAUAACCUAGAAUCACAUGGUUUUACAGUUCAAACCUCAUGACUGUGUGUGUGUGUAGAUGUGAACCGCAUGAUAGAUGUUGUAUCACGUGUCCAUAUGUGUUAUCACAUGUUAGUGUGGUCUCUAUCAUUUCUGUGUGUGUGUCUAUCUAACCUUACACUGUGUGUGUGUGUGUGUGUGUGUGAGAUUGUGCACGAAUGCAUGUGCAUGCGUGUUGUCUAACCUGUGUGUGUGUGUGUGUGUGUGUGUGUGUGUGUGUGUGUCUAUCUAACCUGUGUAUGUAACCUGUCUGUCUUCCAGACCGUAAUGACAUCCAGCACGCGGGUGUGCAGUACAUUCUGGACUCUGUGGUGGACCAACUGCUGAAGAACCCUGACCGACGCUUCAUCUACGUAGAGACAGCCUUCUUCUACCGCUGGUGGAAACGACAGACUGAUGACAUGCAGAACACUGUCAAACAGCUAGUCAAUGAGGGUGAGGCCAGAGGGGUUAUAAAGCCUUUAUAAGCAUGUUAUGAAGUAGUUAUAAAGCAGUAGAGUCCGCCUUCUACCACUGGUGGAGGAGCCAGUCAGACGGCAUGCAGAGUACUGUCAAACAGCUCGUUAAUGAGAGAAGGGAUGUAGGCGUUAGAGAGGUGUAAUAACAGUGUUAUAAAGCAGUCAUACAGAUGUAAUAAAGCAUCAUCUCUCACCUGAGUGUGACUGCUCCUGGUGGUGUUAUUGAACAGAUGCAAUUCAGAGGUUAUAAACAGUUGUAACCCCUUUAACCUGUGAUUAGGUAAUAUAUUACUUUAAAUAAUGAUUUUAAUUAUUUAUAAUUAGUUUUCAUCCCUUUUGUCUGGCUCUCCCUCCCCCUCCCUCCUCUCAGGGCGGUUGGAGUUUGUGAACGGGGGCUGGUGUAUGAGUGACGAGGCCACCACCCACUACAGUGCGGUCGUAGACCAGAUGACCAUGGGCCUGCGGUUCCUCAACGACACGUUCGGACACUGCGGUCGCCCCCGCGUCGCCUGGCACAUCGACCCCUUCGGACACGCCCGCGAGCACGCCUCCAUGUUUGCACAGGUAAGGGUCGUAUUCAUUAGUGCACACAGUAAUGUUUCUUAUUGGACAAAUACAGGUAGGUCCCUCCCUGUUUUGGCCAGUUUGGUUCCUAGUGAGUACAACCCACAGUCUCCUGUCUCUCUCUACCUCACAAUAUCCUGUCUGUCAGCCUUUCUCUGUCUAUUCUUGCCCAGGAAAAUCUCUUCGACUCCUUUUCCAUCAUGUCUUAGUCCAUUGUAUGAAUAGAUAGAGAGAUAGUCUUGGAUGGUUGUACUAUCGUCUGUUGAAAGGUUGUCAGUGUCAUAAGGUUCUUGUGAGAUCCCAAGUUGGGAAUAGAAGUGGGGAUAGCAUUUUUUACUCUGUUUUCCUAGUCAAAAAGAACACUUGAGACAGCAUGAGUUUCCCUUGUCUUUCCAUUCAGUUCAAAGGUAAUUUGUUAUGUCAGAGGGACGAUUGGAGUCCUUACUGUGUUUGUUGUAUUGAAUGGGCGGCAGGUAGCCUAGCAGUUAGUGUUGAGCGUUGGUCCAGUAACCGAAAGCUUGAUAGUUCGAAUACCAGAGCCGACAAGGUAAUAUUUCUUGAAGGCACUUAACCCUAAUUUGCUCCAGGUGGCGCCAUACUACUAUGGGUGACCCUGUAAAACAGCACAUUUCACUGCACCUAUCCGGUGUAUUUGACAAUAAAAACAUCUUAUUUUUUAGUGUGUGUAUUCUCUCUGUUCCAGAUGGGUUAUGACGGCUUCUUCUUUGGUCGUCUGGACUACCAGGAUCGUAGCAGGAGGAUGGCAGCCAGGGAACAGGAGAUGUUGUGGAGGGCCAGCGAGAGCCUCACCCCCCCCAUGGCUGACCUCUUCACUGGUACUGACCUUUGACCUUCAACCUCUAGCAAUAUGGCAACAGCUUCACGUAGUCGUUCCAUUACAUAUUUUCCGUCAUAUGCUUACACCCUAAUCAGUUUUUGCAAUAGACCCGGGUUAUCAAUAUUACUAUCAAUAUUACUUUCCCUUUCGGCACUAACAUUUACAUUUUAGUCAUUUAGCAGACGCUCUUAUCCAGAGCGACUUACAGUUAGUGAGUGCAUACAUUUUCAUACUGGCCCCCCGUGGGAAACGAACCCACAACCCUGGCGUUGCAAGCGCCAUGCUCUACCAACUGAGCUACAGGGGACUGUCCUCUCUCCCCACUUUCAAGUGUAGUCUAUAGUGUAACCCCCCUCUCCCCAGUCAAUGUUUAGAUGGGAUACAGUUUAUGUCAAAUUGACGUCAAAAGUGGAUUUUUUAAAGCAUUUUAGUGAACCCUAAACCCUGUUCCUAACAUUAACCUCAUUCUCCUAACCUGCUACAUUAAUUCUCCUAACCUGCUGUGGAAGUUCUCCUAACCUGCUACGAAAAGUCAAUUUUGACAAAAGCUGUACCUCCUAGACAAAACCCCUCUCCCCUCAUCAAUACUGACCUCACCUUCAACCCCUGAUCUCUGAACUCUAGCCACUGCUGUAGCCUAACCCAGCCCGCUCUCCCCUGGGUAUCGUCCCUAACAGGUACGACCCUCCCGACGGCUUCUGUUGGGACCAAUCAUGUGAUCAAUACUGACCUGACCUCCCACCUUUGAACCCUGACCCCUAGCACCCCUGUAGCCUAACCCAGCCCCCUCUCCUCCAGGUAUCCUCCCUAACGGGUACAACCCUCCGGAGGGCUUCUGUUGGGACCAGUCAUGUGACGAUCCACCAAUCAGAGACGACCCUGAUCUGGAGGACUAUAAUGUUGACGAUGUGGUGACCAGGUUCCUCAGCAUUGCACACACACAGGUUAGAGAUGACACACACACACACACACAGGUUAGAGAUGACACACACACAGGUUAGAGAUGAGACACACACAGGUUGGUCACACACACACAGGUUAGAGAUGAGACACACACACACACACAGGUUGGUCACACACACAGGUUAGUCAUAAUAACACAUACACUCUCUCUCUCCUCUCCCCUGCUCCAGGCAUUGGUGUAUAAAACCAACCACAUCAUAAUGACCAUGGGGUCAGACUUCCAGUAUGAGAACGCCAACCUGUGGUAUAAGAACCUGGACAAGCUCAUCCGCUACGUCAACCAGCAGCAGAGUAACGGCUCUAAAGUCAACGUUCUGUACUCUACACCCUCCUGUUACCUACAGGAGCUACACAGGACUAACCUCACAUGGUACUAUACCACUAUACUAAACUAUACGAUGAUAUUAUAAUACUAAACUAUACGAUGCUAUUAUAAUACUAUACUAAACUAUACGAUGAUAUUAUAAUACUAUACUAAACGAUUCUAUUAUAAUACUAUACAAUUAUAUUAUACUAUACUAAACUAUACGAUGAUAUUAUAAUACAAUACUAAACUCUACGAUUAUAUUAUAAUACUAUACUAAACUAUACGAUGCUAUUAUAAUACUAUACUAAACAAUGCUAUUAUAAUAUUAAACUAAACUAUAUGAUUAUAUUAUAAUACUAUACUAAACUAUACGAUUAUAUUAUAAUACUAUACGAUGCUAUUAUAAUACUAUACUAAACUAUACGAUACUAUUAUAAUACUAAACUAUACGAUGCUAUUAUAAUACUAUACUAAACUAUGAGAUGCUAUUUUAAUACUAUACUAAACUAUACCAUUAUAUUAUAAUACUUUACUAAACUAUACAAUGCUAUUAUAAUACUAUACUAAACUAUAGAAUGCUAUUAUAAUACUAUACGAUGCUAUUAUAAUACUACACGAUUCUAUUAUAAUACUAUACUAAACUAUACGAUUAUAUUCUAAUACUAUACUAAACGAUUAUAUUAUUAUACUAAACAAUGAUAUAAUAAUACUAUACUAAACGAUGCUAUUAUAAUACCAAACUAAACUAUGAUUAUAUUAUAAUACUAAACUAUACAAUUAUAUUAUAAUACUAUACGAUGCUAUUAUAAUACUAUACAAUACUAUUAUAAUACUAAACUAUACGAUGCUAUUAUAAUACUAUACUAAACUGAGAUGCUAUUUUAAUACUAUACUAAAAUAGAUGAUUCUAUUAUAAUACUAUACUAAACGAUGCUAUUAUAAUACUAUACUAAACUAUAGAAUGCUAUUAUAAUACUAUACUAAACGAUGCUAUUAUAAUACUAUACUAAACUAUACUAUUCUACUAUAAUACUAUACUAAACUAUACUAUAUGACUCCCGAGUGGCGCAGUGGUCUAAGGCACUGCAUCGCAGUGCUAGCUGUGCCACUAGAGUUCCUGGUUCAAGUCCAGGCUCUGUCGCAGCCGGCCACGACCGGGAGACCCAUGGGCGGCGCACAAUUGGUCCAGCGUCGUCCAAGAUAGGGGAGGGUUUGGCCGGCAGGGAUGUGGGUUCGUUUCCCACGGGGGGCCAGUAUGAAAAAUAAAAGAUAAUGUAUGCACUCACUAACUGGAAGUCGCUCUGGAUAAGAGCGUCUGCUAAAUGACGUAAAUGUAAUAAUACUAAAUGAAACUGUAUGUCUAGCUCCCUCACAACGCCAGGACAGCGGAGUCACUGACCACCUUCUGGAGACACUUGAAACCCUACCUCUUUAAGGAAUACCUGGGAUAGUAUAAAAGUAAUCCUUCUACCCCCCCCCCCCCCACCCCCACAAAAUAUAUAUAUAUAUAUAUAUAUAUAACAAAUUAAAAUUUAAAAAAUAAUAAUUGUAAAGUGGUUGUCCCACUGGCUAUAUCAUAAGGUGAAUGCACCAAUUUGUAAGUGGCUCUGGAUAAGAGCGUCUGCUAAAUGACGUAAAUGUAGCUAGCUAGUCAGAGUAACAGCUCUAAAGUCAACGUUCUCUACUCUACACUCUCCUGUCACCUACAGGAACUACACAGGACUAACCUCACAUGGUUGGAGAUAGUUAGAAUACUGGAAAUAUGUAAUUAAAUUAAGUACAGUUAAUUUACAUUUUCUCUCUUUCUUCUCUCACCUCCCUCCAUUUUUCUCUUAUUCCCCCCCCCCCCCCGUCAGGCCUCUAAAGGGAGAUGAUUUCUUCCCCUAUGCUGACUCAGCUCAUGACUUCUGGACAGGAUACUUCACCAGCCGUCCAGCCCUCAAACGCUAUGAGAGGAUCAGCAACAGCUACCUGCAGGUACAAGACUCAAACCUUAGACAAUGGCUUUGUCUGAAAAGCAUACAAGCUGUCAAAUCUUUGGCCGUGUUUGAGAGCAUCAAAACCGUGAUGUAUCAUGGAUAGAUUGUGACUGACUGACUGAUCUACAAGUAAUAUUGAGUAGUUAUUUAUGAUGUACGGUGAUUUGUAGAUCAGUCAGUCUCGACUUGCCUUUAAAGUUGGCCAUUGAUUCCUCCUGUCCUCCUGAUUCGUCAGUUCCUUGCCUCCCGCUAAAACCAAAUUGGAGGAGGAGGUCGAAGGGGAGGGACUUGGAGCCUCUUCUCCAAUGAGCUUUCAGAGGGAGGUGAGGAAUCAAGGAUGGGAGGAAUCAUGGAUUUGACAGCUUGUACACUUUUCAUGCAAAGCCACUAUCAAUCAAACACAUUGACUCAGGGAUGAAAGUUCAGUACUCACACACUGAGGACAUGUUUGAAGACUUUUCGUCAAUACAUCCUUCCUCUCCUCCCUCUUGUUUCAUAGACGUGUAAUCAGCUGGAGGUCCUUGGUGGUCCCAUCUCAAGGAAAGGUCCCUUUGGAGCUGGAGACAGUGAGACCAUGAGUAAGUGGCUAGUGUACACACUCAUCACAUUCAAGUGCACUACUUCAUCACUACAUGAGUUGACUACGCCUAUUGGCAGUCGGACACUCUGUUUCAAUGUCCAUACUAGCAUGCUUCUUAGAAUGAAGCAAUGUAUUUAGAUAUGCAUUCUAAGUAGUAUGCUAAUGUAGAUAUUAGGGGGGGAUGUGUUUAUAAAAUGUAUUAAUAAGCUUGAAGCUGAUUAGAGGACAGCGGGGUUGACAGGGAGAGUUUUGGGUUGUGAUUGGUAGAGAAGGCCAUGGCAGUGGCUCAGCAUCACGACGCCGUAUCCGGGACGGAGAAGCAACAUGUUGCCAAUGACUACGCUAGGAGACUGGCCAAUGGCUGGGCACACUGCCAGGUACCUACCGUGUGUGUGUGUGCGUGUUCUUUCAAUUGAUCCAUGCAGUCUCUCUUGUUAGAUGAACUGUAUAUGAUUGACUCUCUCCUCCUCUCUCUCCCCUCUUCUCUCUCCCUCCCCCUCUCUCUCUCCCCUUCUCCCUCCCCCCUCCCUCCCCUCUCCCUCCCUCCCCCCUCUCUCCCUCUCUCUCUCUCCCCUCUCUCCCUCUCUCUCUCUCCCCUCCCUCCCUCUCUCUCUCUCCCCUCCCUCCCCUCUCCCGCUCUCUCUCUCCCUCUCUCUCCCUCCCUCCCCUCUCCCUCUCUCUCUCCCCCCUCUCUCUCUCAUCCCCUCUGUCCCCCCUCUCUCUCUCAUCCCCUCUGUCUCCCCCUCUCCUCUCACUCUCUCCCCCAGGUGUUGGUCAGUAACACUCUAUCCUCUCUGAGUGGAUCAUCUGCUCCUCGUGUUUACUGUGAACACCUCAACAUCAGUGUGUGUCCCCUCACAGAGACCAGCAAGAAGGUAACACACACACAGGCACACACACACUCACAAUUCCUCUUUGGUUCCGUGAAGUUAAAUUCCCCUCCUCUCUUUUUCCAUGUUUCUCUCUCGCUCUCUGUCAGUUCUCAGUGAAUGUGUACAACCCUCUGGCUCGUCCAGUCAGUUGGCCAGUGAGACUGCCAGUCAACGGGACGGCCUACAGUAUCUCAGACGCUAACGGCAAGGCUGUGGACAGUCAGGUGUGUGUGUCUGUCUGUGUGUUUUGAUAAUGAUUUACCUAAACGAUUGUCAUAUGUAGUUGUUCAAUAACCCUUGUUAUGACAGUUAUGUAUUGUGUGUGUGUGUGUGCGUUUGUGUACGACUCGUGUGUGUGUGCGUUCCAUAACUAUCCCCACCCCCUCAGGUGGUCCCAGUGUCCCAGGCCACAGCGGCAGUGCGAAGGGGCAGGGGGUACGCUGUCAACGAGCUGUUGUUCCAGGUUCAGGCCCCUCCGCUGGGCUACAGCACCUACUCUGUCUCCCUGCUUCAGAACGGGGCUCCAUCUCCACAGGCCUCUCCACUUCCCAGGGCUCCCAAGGCUGUACAGAACAAGGUCUGGGUCUUAUGGCCGUACAAAGACUUACUUUAUACUAUGAAAGUGAAUAUAUUAUGUAUCGAUAUUAUGUCAUCAAUGGAGACGCAUAUUUCAAAAUGUAUAAUAUGUCUCCAUGAUGAUGACAUAAUAUCAAUGUAUAAAGUCAGUUGGAAACUUUUUGGAAAAGUAUUGUAUCUAGGUUGUUUUUAGAUUUGGAUGUCACCUGUUCUGUCACUUUGAUGUGCCUCCUCUAGUUCCUCAGGGUGACCUUUGACCCAGAGACAGGUCUCCUCAGCAGCCUCAGUAACCUGGAGACACAACAGACUGUCAAACUGUCACAGAACUUCUACUGGUUAGUACUACUUACUCUCUCUCCCUCUCCAUUUCUCUCUAACUUUCCAUCUAUCUAUCUAUCUAUAUAUAUAUAUAUAAUAAUAUGCCAUUUAGCAGACGCUUUUAUCCAAAGCGACUUAGUCAUGCGUCCAUUUAUUUUAUUUUUUUGUGUAUGGGUGGUCCCGGGGAUCAAACCCACUAUCUUGGCGUUACAAGUGCCGUGCCCUACCAGCUGAGCUACAGAGGAUCUCUCUCUAACCCUUUCGCAUCUCCGCUCCUCCUACCCUUGCCGUUUCUCCUACCACUCUACCUUCCUUCUCUCUCUAAAUCAUCUACCACUCUACCCUUCCGUUUCUCUCUACCACUCUACCCUUCCGUUUCUCUCUACCACUCUACCCUUCCGUUUCUCUCUACCACUCUACCCUUCCGUUUCUCUCUACCACUCUACCCUUCCGUUUCUCUCUACCACUCUACCCUUCCGUUUCUCUCUACCCUCGACCCUUCUUCCGUUUCUCUCUAACCCUUCCGUUUUCUCUCUACUACCACCUACCCUUCUGCUGUUUCUCUCUACACUCUACCUACCCUUACCUUUUCUCUCUACCCUUCCGUUUCUCUCUACCCUUCCGUUUCUCUCUACCCUUCCGUUUCUCUCUACCCUCACUAACCCCUCCCCUUUUCCGUUUCUCCUCUACCCUCCCUUUCUCUCCCUCCAUUUCUCUCUACCAUCCCUUCCUAUUCUCUCUACCUCUCCAUUUCUCUCUACCAUUCCUUCCUAUUCUCUCCCCAUCCUAUUAUUUUCUGUCAUCUUUGUAUGCUAGCAUUGUUACAUUGAGGGCUUUUCUGUCAUCUUUGCUCUGUGUAUGUAUUCUGUAGGUACAAUGCCAGUGAUGGUAAAAACUCAGAGAGUAUUCAGAUGUCAGGGGCCUACAUCUUCAGACCUAACACCUCUACCCCCUUCAUCAUCAGCAAGACGGCUAAGAUAGAAACACUACAGGUACCUACUGCACUAUACUGCUACAGUCAACAGGCACAUUUUUCAUGUAGUGUAUUUACUUCCAUAUGUUUCAAUAUAAUUCUAUAUGCAGAAGACCCACUAUUAAACAUUCAAGAGAUUCAUUCUAGUCAUCUCACUAUUUAUUUUCUCUGCCUUAACCCCCUUCUGUUCUCUUAUUCUUCUUCCAUCUCCAUCCCUACCCCCUCUCCAUGUCUCCCUCCCCCCUCUCCAUGUCUCCCUCCCCCCUCUCCAUGUCUCCCUCCCCCCUCUCCAUGUCUCCCUCCCCCCUCUCCAUCAGAACUCCGUGGUGCAGGAGGUGAGACAGUGGUUUAGUCCCUGGGUCUCUCAGGUGGUCCGUCUGUACACAGACAGCAGGGCUCUGGAACUGGAGUGGACUGUGGGCCCUGUGCCUAUAGGGUGAGUGAAGGGCUCAGAGCCACACAGGGCCUGGUCACAAAUAAUGCACUGGAAGGAGAAUGGCGUGUCAUUGAGGUAGCCUGUGAAUGUCUGGCAGUAGGAGCGAGUCUUUAAAAGGACUGUAAACUGACUAGAAACCAUUCCUGUACCAUAGAUUAUAGUGUUCUCUCUCUCUCUCUGCACCCCCCCCUCUCCCUGUCAGUGAUGACCUGGGUAAAGAGGUGAUAAGUCGUCUAGACAGCAGCAUCAACUCCUCUGGUGUCUUCUACACUGACUCUAAUGGCAGAGAGAUGCUGCAGAGACGGUGAGGAACCUGUGUGUGUGCGCAUGUGAGAGACGGAGCGAGAAACAGUGUGCGUGUUUCACAAAUCUACGUAUCUGUAUAAUCUGUUCAUUAUGGAGUACCGUAUUCCAGUUGUGUGGGUUCAGACACAUACAGUAUACACCCUAAUGCAUUGUACUGUAUAUCUGUAUCUGACAGGAAAGACUACCGUCCCACAUGGAACCUGAGACAGUCUGAGCCAAUCGCUGGAAACUACUAUCCAAUCAACUCUAGAGCUUACAUUAAGGUGUGUCACCUUGGUCAUACACCUCUGUCUGCCACUCUUUCUUCCCUCUCUCUUUCUCUCUCUUAUGAUCAUGCACUUUCUUUGCCUCUUUUCACUUACUCUCUUUCAGUUACAAUUCCUUUUUCUGUGUUAGCCUUCUGGUUCUAAACUCUCCGGCUCCCCCUGCUGUUCUCUUCUUCACUCUGUUUUACAAAGUCGUGAAGUUUACGUGAUAUUAUCGGACAAACAAUAGUCAAUCAUGACUUACACUGUGUGUGUGUGUGUAUACAGGAUGACAAGGACCAGCUGACUGUAGUGACCGACCGCUCUCAGGGAGGAGGCAGCAUCCAGGAUGGAUCACUGGAGAUCAUGGUAACAUAUAAACUCUCACUACUCUCAUUUUUCAUGUGGUAGCAUUUUGGCAUCAGACAUCAUCUGUGUUUGUUUACGUCUCACCUCUUUCCCCCGGCUCCACACCCUGUCUAUCACUGUCAUAUUACACUCUCCUCUCACCCCCGGCUCCACACCCUGUCUAUCACUGUCAUAUCUUACAGUCUCCUCUCACCCCCAGCUCCACACCCUGUCUAUCACUGUCAUAUCUUACAGUCUCCUCUCACCCCCAGCUCCACACCCUGUCUAUCACUGUCAUAUCUUACAGUCUCCUCUCAACCCCAGCUCCACACCCUGUCUAUCACUGUCAUAUCUUACAGUCUCCUCUCACCCCCAGCUCCACACCCUGUCUAUCACUGUCAUAUCUUAGUCUCCUCUCACCCCCAGCUCCACACCCUGUCUAUCACUGUCAUAUCUUACAGUCUCCUCUCACCCCCAGCUCCACACCCUGUCUAUCACUGUCAUAUCUUACAGUCUCCUCUCACCCCCAGCUCCACACCCUGUCUAUCACUGUCAUAUCUUACAGUCUCCUCUCACCCCCAGCUCCACACCCUGUCUAUCACUGUCAUAUCUUACAGUCUCCUCUCACCCCCAGCUCCACACCCUGUCUAUCACUGUCAUAUCUUACACUCUCCUCUCACCCCCGGCUCCACACCCUGUCUAUCACUGUCAUAUCUUACACUCUCCUCUCACCCCCAGCUCCACCGUAGGUUGCUGUACGAUGACGUCCGGGGUGUAGGUGAGCCCCUCAACGAGACGUCUGACAUUUACCCAGAAGGCCUGGUGGUCCGUGGUCGCCUCCUCCUCUCCCUCAGCCCCCCUGCCACGGCCGCUGACACACACCGCCCCCUAGCACAGGAAGUGGUACUGCAGCCUCUCAUCACGUUCACCGACGGAGAGCUGCACCCUAAUACCAGACUGGAGGUGAGAAAUGGGCUCUAUCUCCUAUCUGCAUCUCCUUGCCUCUUUCUCAACCGUAUUGGAGGAGAAGGUCCAAGGUCCCUCCCCUCAGGCCUUCUUCUCCAAUGGAUUUUGAGAAGGUGAGGAGUGGAUGCGAGGAAUCUAGGAAAGAAGGAGGGAGAGAGUGAAGGAUGAGGCUGAUUGAGGCACAGUUAUCAGCUCUGCAGAUGAAAUAAGAGUGUCACUUUGGACUAUUGAAAUUAACCAAUCUUUUUUAACUCGCUCUCUCCCCCCCCCACCUCAGUUCUCUGGGCUACAGGCAGUGCUGCCCCCUGCUGUUCACCUGUUGACAGUGUCUCAGUGGGACCAGGACUCAGUGCUGCUCAGACUGGAGCAUCAGUACCAAGCCUCAGAGAGCAAGGAACAUUCCCAGCCUGUUUCUGUUAAUCUGCAGGUUAGUGAUAUGUAAUACUGUAUACACACAGUGCUGCUCAGACUGGAGCAUCAGUAUCGGGCUAUGGAGCGCAAGAUUAACUCACUGUCAACCUACAGGUUCUUAACACCCACACGUAUGCAUACGACCCAUAAACAAAGUGAACCCUUUUAAUAAUACCACACAUUCCUCAGUCUCAACAUGUAACAACUGUUAUUCACAAGUAAAUUAAUUUCAAACCACUUUGAAAACAUGAAAUAAAAUGCAAUGGUCCAUUCUCUACUCUCUGAUGUCAGUACCACACACAGUCACUCACACACUUCUCUCUCUGUAGAAGCUGUUCUCCACUCUGGAUGUGCUGGGUGUGUCUGAGAUGAACCUGUCAGCCAAUCAGUGGAAGGAUGAGAUGACUCGUCUGGACUGGAAGGCGGAGUCAGGUACACUUGCGUUUAUUAGUACUCCAGGGCUGCAUCACACAGGUCUAACAAAUUCCUUCAGCUCUCUGCUUAGUCAGCCCUCCAGGACGAGUGAAGACCUUUGACAUGCUUUAUUGUAGCAGUAACAAUUCCUUUGUUAGUCCAUUGUGGAAAGUUGGCUUUUUGCUGUAUUCAUUGCACAGAACUUGAUGCCUGUUGUCUCCAUUUGCCUCAGGUGAGAAGCCCCUGCCGAAGAGAGAGGGAGACCCCUCUAUGUGGGAGGUGAACCUCAAGCCCAUGGAGAUACGCACCUUCCUGCUCCGCGUCAGGCAGAGA